Messenger RNA from Racocetra persica, 236 nucleotides. The record is from the annotation of a GenBank genome assembly. Lineage: Eukaryota; Fungi; Glomeromycota; Glomeromycetes; Diversisporales; Gigasporaceae.
CUCAUUUAUUACAAAAAGAUUAUGCCUUGGUGCGGCGAGAGGCUCGUAUUUUAGAAGGGAUGGGACUCAUUAAAUUAGAAAAAAUUAUUAAGGAAACUCCUAAUCAGCAAGGCAGCAAAAUUAAAUUUAGCGAGGUUAAACCAAUUGCUCUUUAUAAAAGAAUCAUUUUUGAUUUUCCUAUUUUGGAAGAGACUCCGGUAGAAAAAGCCGCAAUUGAUAACCGACUAGCGGCUUAA